This is a messenger RNA of Quercus robur (English oak), 1055 nucleotides long. Its product is annotated as 50S ribosomal protein L3, chloroplastic. Bases 100 to 924 code for a protein of 274 amino acids. Gene Ontology annotation, molecular function: structural constituent of ribosome. The transcript has 2 exons. Lineage: Eukaryota; Viridiplantae; Streptophyta; Magnoliopsida; Fagales; Fagaceae. Gene Ontology annotation, cellular component: chloroplast envelope; ribosome. Gene Ontology annotation, biological process: translation. The record is from RefSeq and is a predicted model, not a curated record.
ACUCUCAGUGUUUUCUUGUUAGUGCUAUCCAUUCCAUUCUAUGGAGUAUAUGAGUGAGUGAAUUUUCUUUUUGAGUAGAAACCAUUGAAACUAAGAAAGAUGGCAAUUUUGUCUGUAUCAAUUUCAGCAACAAUCCCAAAUUCCCACAUUUCUCGCAGCAAUGUUUCUCUGAAAACCAGUUUUCUCAACAACCCACUUGUCAAUUUGAAAUUUUUAGGAGCCCCCAACAGCAAAAAGAAUGGUAUGGUUGUGAGGAUGAGCUAUGAGGCCGGUGUGGGAGUAAUGGCAACGAAGCUAGGCAUGAUGAGCUUCUUCGAGCCCAAUGGCAAGGUUGUUCCAGUCACUGUGGUGGGGUUUAAGGAAGGAAACAUUGUGACCCAGGUGAAAACUGAGGCUACUGAUGGCUACAACAGUGUCCAAGUUGGGUACAGAAGGGUCAGGGACCGCAAGCUCACAAAGCCAGAGAUGGGUCAUUUGCAGAAAGCGGGUGCUAUUCCUAUGCGCCAUUUGCAGGAGUUUCGUUUGGUUUCUGUGGAUGGGUUUGAGGCUAACCAGAGGCUUGUGUUUGAUGAUCUUUUCAAGGAGGGUGAUCUUGUUGAUGUGGCUGGCACCACCAUUGGAAAGGGUUUUCAAGGUGGAAUCAAGCGACACCACUUCAAAAGGGGUCCAAUGACCCAUGGUUCCAAGAGUCACAGAGCUCUUGGAUCCAUUGGUGCUGGAACAACACCAGGUCAUGUAUACAAAGGAAAGAAGAUGCCUGGUAGGAUGGGAGGAACCAAGAGAAAAAUCAGAAAGCUUAAGAUUGUCAAAGUUGACAACGAUCUUAAUGUUGUCAUGAUUAAAGGUGCUGUCCCUGGUAAGCCUGGAAAUCUUUUGCGUAUAACUCCAGCAAAGAUUGUAGGGAAGAACAUACCAAAGAGUUAACUGCCUAUUUUUGUGUAUGCUUUAAUGUACUUUGAAUUGUCAAAUCACUACGAUACUUUUCCCAAGUAGAAUUUAGUAAAUCUGGUUGUUGGUAUAUUAUUUUUGCCAGUAAAUGAGUUUGGCAUUAUUGA